ACCAACGUCUGACCCUUUUGUUAACUCAUGAUUUAUAACUGGAAGUUAUUUUCUUUAUGCCAGAUUUAUAAACUUUACUGUGCUUGGGUUGAUAUAAUAUCCAUUUCGUACAUCAAGCUAUAAGACAGUAAAUUUAUUGUCCAUGAGGUGUUACCUUGAAAAAUUACAUCAAUGCAAAGUGGUUUCCAUUUACAAUCAAUAGACAAUAAAUUCAUUGGAUUUCUCUUUUGGGGGGGAGGGAAGGGGUAUGACCAUAUUUAUGAGGUCAUGAGUGGCUAUAUAAUGAGUGAAACAGGGAGCAGAGGCAACAGUCUGGAGUUCCGAAUUACAGGCGUUGACAAGACGAAAUAUAUUCAACAGAGCAACAAUGCAUAAGCUGGUAUUCUGCUGUCUCAUUAUCAUCAGCUUCUCCUGUCCUCUCUUCUCUCUGCCCGUCAUCAACGCCAGCGAGAUGUCUUAUCAACUCCCAGCUGAUGAAGAUUCAAGGCUAAAUCUGGAGCAGCUGGGCAGCUCAGAAAGUACCUCCCUGCCUCAGUUUCUGCAGGAGCUCUUGGGCACACUGGUUGAAGACAAUAAAGCAGGUCUUACCUCCAGCAGCUACAGUCCAAGGAAAAAUAUCGAAGAGGCUUUCUAUGGAAAUCACCCACGAAUUGCUCUGCUGGGCCGCUUGCUGAUGAAGGACAGGAAGCAGUACAAGAAACGUGGCAACCUUUCUGAGUGCUUCUGGAAAUACUGCGUGUAA
This is a messenger RNA of Meleagris gallopavo (turkey), 742 nucleotides long. It is a transcript of the gene UTS2, whose product is annotated as urotensin 2. Gene Ontology annotation, biological process: blood vessel diameter maintenance; regulation of blood pressure. Gene Ontology annotation, cellular component: extracellular region. Lineage: Eukaryota; Metazoa; Chordata; Aves; Galliformes; Phasianidae. Gene Ontology annotation, molecular function: hormone activity. The record is from RefSeq and is a predicted model, not a curated record.